Molecule: messenger RNA, 691 nt
Organism: Wasmannia auropunctata (little fire ant)
Lineage: Eukaryota; Metazoa; Arthropoda; Insecta; Hymenoptera; Formicidae
Exons: 3
Coding region: 359-691 (110 amino acids)
Source: RefSeq, a predicted model, not a curated record
CUGUAAAUGGCUGCACUUCGGAUAUAUGAAAAUCAAUUUCAUUGUUUUAAACGGCAUGUUGUAUUUUUUUGUGUUAAAAUUCGAAAGCCUAGAACGUUGAAUUCUAAGUAAAAAUGUAUUAAUCUUUAGUUCUAUAAGCCCUUGUAAAAACAGAUUGAAAAUCAUUUGCGCCAGCUGGGAUACGUUUAUCGGCUCAAUAAUGUUGGCUGCAACAUGAAUGAAUCGCGCGAAGCAACUUGGCCACUCGCAUAUCCAUCUUGCAAUUCGCUGCAAAAACGGCAAGAAAACAACCCCUUUUUUGAAGCGAAUGGUGACGGGCGAUGAAAAAAGGGAUCAUCUACGAUAACGUAGUACGCAAAUGAACAUAAAGGUACAGCAGCCGCCGCAAACAACCUCGAAGGCGAGAUUGCUUCCAAAGAAGAUCAUAUUCUCCGUAUGGUGGAAUUCAAGGUUAACAAAAUUGAACCAAGCAAUCCGCACAAAACGUCCAAAAUUGGCAAAUUGCAGGAGUGCAGUUGUCUUUCACCGCAACAUCAGACUCCAUGAUGUCACUGACCAUCCGGAACGAAUUAGUCUUGACUGGGAUGUUUUACUUUAUCCUGAGUACAUUCAUCGGACAGUGCAAAAAUUUGAGAAAAUUGGAUCAAAUCCACAGAAGAAUCUUUUUAUCGUCGCGGAAUCUAUCUCUUGA